This is a messenger RNA of Gadus morhua (Atlantic cod), 1075 nucleotides long. RefSeq names its product corticotropin-releasing factor-binding protein. The record is from RefSeq and is a predicted model, not a curated record. The coding region runs from base 34 to 1002 and encodes 322 amino acids. Gene Ontology annotation, molecular function: corticotropin-releasing hormone binding. The transcript has 7 exons. NCBI's taxonomy places the organism in Eukaryota, Metazoa, Chordata, Actinopteri, Gadiformes, Gadidae. Gene Ontology annotation, biological process: hormone-mediated signaling pathway; negative regulation of corticotropin-releasing hormone receptor activity; negative regulation of corticotropin secretion.
UCUUCACUCAGAGCUCGAGGUCCAACAGGCGAUAUGGCGGUCUCUGCACGAAUCCACAUGCUUCUCCUAUUGAUUUCCCUACUGUCAAGGCUGGGACUUGGUCGCUAUAUUGAGGAUAAUGAAGCUGCAGAAGGUCUUUAUUCUAUGCUUAGUUUGGAACAGAAAAGAUCAUCGGAGGAUUUUAUUUUCCGCCGACCCCUAAGAUGCCUGGACAUGUUAGCCACCGAGGGCCAGUUCACCUUCAUGACUGCCCAGCCACAGCUAGCCUGCGCUGCCUUCCUGAUUGGAGAGCCCACUGAGGUCAUCAGUCUGGAGCUGUCUGACGUCAACAUUGACUGCAGCGCCGGAGAUUUUAUCAAGAUAUUCGACGGUUGGGUCCUGAAGGGAGAGAAGUUCCCGAGCAGCCAAGACCACCCACUGCCCCUCCGCCAGCGCUACACUGACUACUGCUCCUCCAGCGCAGCGGGGGGCGCCGUCCUGUCCUCCCAGAACGUAGCCAUGGUCUUCUUCCGCAUUCACAGCCCCGACAGUGGCUUCACCCUCACUGUCAAGAAGCAACACAACCCCAUGCCCUGUAACAUCAUGUCUCAGAGCCCAGAGGGAAGCUUCACCAUGGUGAUGCCCCAUCAUCACUGGAACUGCAGCUUCUCUAUCAUAUAUCCAGUGGAGCUGCAGCUGACAGAACUCAGCCUGGGCCAGGCCAAGAGCAACGAGCUUAGUCCACAGAGGCCAAUGCGGUGGGGCUGCACAGGGUCUGGGGACUAUGUGGAGUUGCUGGGGGGGAACGGCGUGGACACCUCCAAGAUGUAUCCCAUGGCUGACCUCUGCUUCUCCCCCAGUGGACUGACCCAGAUGAGGAUGGGCUGUGAUAACUCGGUGGUGCGUCUGGUGUCCAGCGGGAACUACGUCAACCGCGUCUCCUUCCGCUACAGACUGCUUGGGCGUAGCGAGCAGCCUCAGGCCUCCGAGAACAGCCUGGACGACUUCUGCACUGUGGGAUAAGAUGUCUCUCUCUCCCUCACACACACACACACACACACACACACACACACACACACACACACACACACACACA